Messenger RNA from Lachancea fermentati, 1842 nucleotides. Lineage: Eukaryota; Fungi; Ascomycota; Saccharomycetes; Saccharomycetales; Saccharomycetaceae. The record is from the annotation of a GenBank genome assembly.
AUGGCUGAAGGUGUUUUCCCAGGUGCUGUCGGUAUCGAUUUAGGUACUACCUACUCUUGUGUUGCUACUUAUGAGUCCUCCGUUGAAAUUAUUGCCAACGAGCAAGGUAACAGAGUCACUCCAUCUUUCGUCGCUUUCACUCCAGAAGAAAGAUUGAUUGGUGAUGCCGCUAAGAACCAAGCUGCUUUGAACCCAAGAAACACUGUGUUCGAUGCUAAGCGUUUGAUCGGUAGAAGAUUUGACGACGAGUCUGUCCAAAGUGACAUGAAGACUUGGCCAUUCAAGGUCAUUGACGUCAAUGAGGCUCCAAUGAUCGAGGUCGAAUACUUGGGUGAAACCAAGACCUUCUCCCCACAAGAAAUCUCUUCUAUGGUCUUGACCAAGAUGAAGGAGAUUGCUGAAGCUAAGAUCGGCCAAAAGGUUGAAAAGGCUGUCAUUACUGUUCCAGCUUACUUCAACGAUGCUCAAAGACAAGCCACCAAGGAUGCUGGUGCCAUUGCUGGUUUGAACGUUUUGCGUAUCAUCAACGAGCCAACUGCUGCUGCCAUUGCCUACGGUUUGGGUGCUGGUAAGUCCGACAAGGAGAGACACGUUUUGAUUUUCGACUUGGGUGGUGGUACUUUCGAUGUUUCUUUGUUGCACAUCGCUGGUGGUGUUUACACUGUCAAGUCUACUUCCGGUAACACUCACUUGGGUGGUCAAGAUUUCGAUACCAACAUGUUGGACUUCUUCAAGAACGAGUUCAAGAAGAAGACUGGUUUGGACAUCUCAGAUGACGCCAGAGCUUUGAGAAGAUUGAGAACUGCCGCUGAAAGAGCUAAGAGAACUCUAUCUUCCGUUACUCAAACCACCGUUGAAGUCGACUCCUUGUUCGAAGGUGAAGACUUUGAAACUUCUAUCACCAGAGCCAGAUUUGAAGACAUCAACGCUGCUUUGUUCAAGUCCACUUUGGAACCAGUUGAACAAGUUUUGAAGGAUGCUAAGAUCUCCAAGUCUCAAAUCGACGAAGUCGUUUUGGUCGGUGGUUCUACCAGAAUUCCAAAGGUUCAAAAGUUGUUGUCUGACUUCUUCGACGGUAAGCAAUUGGAAAAGUCCAUCAACCCAGAUGAAGCCGUUGCUUACGGUGCCGCCGUUCAAGGUGCUAUCUUGACCGGUCAAUCCACCUCCGACGAGACCAAGGACUUGUUGUUGUUGGAUGUCGCCCCAUUGUCUUUGGGUGUCGCCAUGCAAGGUAACGUCUUUGCCCCAGUUGUUCCAAGAAACACUACUGUCCCAACUAUCAAGAGAAGAACUUUCACCACUGUUGCUGACCACCAAACUACUGUUCAAUUCCCAGUUUACCAAGGUGAACGUGUCAACUGUGCUGAAAACACUUUGUUGGGUGAAUUCGACUUGAAGGGAAUUCCUCCAAUGCAAGCCGGUGAGCCAGUCUUGGAAGCCAUUUUCGAAGUUGACGCUAACGGUAUCUUGAAGGUCACCGCUGUGGAAAAGUCUACCGGUAAGUCCGCCAACAUUACCAUCUCUAACGCUGUUGGUAGAUUGUCCUCUGACGAAAUCGAAAAGAUGGUUAACCAAGCCGAAGAAUUCAAGGCUGCUGACGAAGCUUUCGCUAAGAAGCACGAAGCCAGACAAAGACUAGAAUCCUACGUCGCUUCCAUCGAGCAAACCGUCACCGACCCUGUCUUGUCUUCCAAGAUGAAGAGAGGUGCCAAGUCCAAGAUCGAAGCUGCCUUGUCUGAUGCCAUGGCUGCUUUGGAAAUCGAGGACUCCUCCGCUGACGACUUGAGAAAGGCCGAGGUUGGCUUGAAGAGAGUUGUUACCAAGGCUAUGGCCACCCGUUAA